This is a messenger RNA of Cydia pomonella (codling moth), 3349 nucleotides long. RefSeq names its product malonate--CoA ligase ACSF3, mitochondrial (gene Acsf3). Lineage: Eukaryota; Metazoa; Arthropoda; Insecta; Lepidoptera; Tortricidae. The record is from RefSeq and is a predicted model, not a curated record. The transcript is spliced from 13 exons. The coding region runs from base 212 to 2074 and encodes 620 amino acids. Gene Ontology annotation, biological process: fatty acid metabolic process. Gene Ontology annotation, molecular function: medium-chain fatty acid-CoA ligase activity.
CAAUAUCUCUUGUAAAAAAAAGUUAUUGUUUGUCAAUGUCAUAUCAGUGAUAUCAGUCUUGUCACUUGAGUUUUGAGUUGCAAAAUAAAGUAACCUUUUGCACUCAAAUUAUUUUUUGAUUUAAAAUUAAUAUCCACUUUACACUACCAAACAAUUAUUUAACUGACCUUAAAGCUAGCCUUUAAAGUAUAUAUUACCGGUUUGUAGCGUCAUGGAAGUGUCUCUUCGCUCUUUUCGGAUUUUUUGCCGGUUUAUGCGUAAUUCGUCUUCAGUUACAUCAUGUAGGCAAGUUUCAGAUAUUACUGGAGCAUCAGUAAAGGAAGAGGUCAACUCGGCACUGGUGAACGCUUAUAAUGCUGAUAUUAAAGCAGGAGGAGCAGUUCCCGUAUUCCGACGAGCCUUGCUGUUCCCCUCACGCGUGGCGCUACAGGAUGAGGUGGGGAUCUACACCUACGCUGGCCUGCAUCAGGCUGCCAGCCAACUCAGCCAAGAAAUCUCUACGCAGCUGGCGGGCGAUUGCGAGAAGACGAUCUGCUACAUGUGUGGCAACAACGCUUCGCACGUUAUCGUACAGUGGGCUAUCUGGAUGUCUGGCAACAUAGCCGUACCCCUGACCCCGCUCCACCCUCCGGAGAUGCUCAAGUACUUCGUACAAGACAGCACAGCGAGUCUAGUCAUAUGCACCAAUGAAUACGAAAAUAUCCUCCGCCCACUGACUAAAGACAUGAAGAAACCUCUACUAGUCACUGGAAAGGACAAGGAGAUAACCGCUCAGUUAUACCAACCCAACAACUCAUUCUCGUCCAAGGAAGAGGUGACUGACGUUGGAAGAUCUAACUUGUGGUACGGAGAGAAAGACGCGCUACUUAUCUAUACUAGUGGGACCACAAGCAAGCCCAAAGGCGUCGUAUGGACACAUUCCAUGCUCAGCGCUCAGAUAGCGUCUCUCCACCAAGCAUGGCGGUAUUCCCGACAAGACGUAGUUCUUCACGCGCUGCCGCUGCAUCAUAUCCACGGACAGCUCAAUUCCAUGCUAUCCACCCUCGCGGUUGGCGGCAGAUUACGAAUGCUGCCCUCCUUCGUGCCGCACACCGUGUGGGCACGUCUACUUGGGAUGGGCGAACGGGAGGAAGCCAAAGUGACCGUAUUCCACGGAGUGCCGGCAAUGUACGCUCGCCUCGCCGCCGACCACGAGAAGAUGUUCCAGACGCCGAAAACUGCGGAAUAUGUCAAAACCACGCUUCAGAGGAUGAGACUCAUGUGUGCCGGCUCCGCGCCGCUGCCGGAGUCCCUGUUCCAUAAAUGGGAACAGAUAUCAGGCCAGCGUCUCCUCGAGCGCUACGGCAUGUCCGAAGUGGGCAUGGCAUUGUCCAACCCAUACCGACCGAUCUCCGCGCGUGCGGUCGGAUGCGUCGGCAUGCCGCUGCCUGGAGUUGCUGCACGCAUUGCUAUUAAUGUCGACGGCGAGCUAAAGCCUGUUGUCACUGUUACGGCUCCCCCUAUAGAUACUAAGAUAUCUCUAGAACAAUCCUCUCUAACCUCCAAGGAUACUAAAGACACCUGGACCACAGCAGAGGUGACCAGACACAUGGAUACUGACUGUCAGGGCGAGCUGCUGCUUAAGGGUCCUGGAGUUUUCUCAAGAUACUACAACCGGGACCGGAAAUCGGACGAUUUUACCCCUGACGGCUGGUUCCGUACGGGCGACACGGCCUCCUUCAGCGACAACUUCAGGAUCCUCGGCAGAACCUCCGUUGACAUAAUUAAGACCGGUGGAUACAAGGUGAGCGCUCUGCAAGUGGAGUCGGCCAUUCUGGAGCACCCGCGGGUGGCGGACGCGGCCGUGCUGGGGAUCGACGAUCCGAGCUACGGCGAAGUCGUCUCCGCGGUCGUCGUUCUUAAAGACCAGGCCACCAUGACUCUGCAGGAAUUGAAAGAGGAAGCCAGCAAGCGCCUCGCGCCGUACCAGGUGCCCAGAAAACUGUUGGUGGUGAAGGAAAUGCCCAGGAACGUGAUGGGAAAACUAGACAAGCAGAAAAUACGUGAACUGUAUCGUGAGGAGUUGAAGAUGUAAUGCAGUACUCGUGGAACAAAAAGGUACUUAUGGUGAUAUUGUCAGGAUAAGCUAUGUAACCCUGUCCAAAUAAGUCUAUUAUCAAAAUAUUCAGUACAAAAGUUAUAUAUAAGAAAGUAUUGCUUGUAAUCAAUGAACUAGAAUAAUUAUAAGUCUGUUUAAAACUCAAAAAUUACCUCACCUUAAACAUUUUUUUAUGGCUUUUUUAGGGUUAAACCGUAAUUGUGAAACCAACGUCUGUUCUCAGUCUCCUUGCCAGAGUAAAAUAAAUUGGUACCACUGAUAAUCCGCAACAUGCCGACGAACGUAUAAAAUCUUGCCAGGGUAUAGAUACUAUAUGUACUAUAUGUACUGUACUAUAGAUUCAGUGAUAUAGAUCUGUAAAGACAAAUUCAAGCUUUCAUAUUGAUCACUGGUGCAGGUGGCGUUAUACAGCUCCGUACAUUAUGCUGUAACUCUGGUUGUCAGAACUUGACGUUUGACAAGACCACAAAACAUGGCAUAAUACAAUGCAACCUAUUUCAGCUGCCAAAUUGCGUCAUAAUGUUUUCUUGAACCGUAAAACCACCCAACUAUAGUCCAAUACUGCAACUAUGGUCCACAAGUUCAAAAGGAAAUUAAGUAUCUAUACCAAUGUUCCUUUUGGUUUACUCUUAGUUUUACCUUCCAUUUAUAAACAUACUUUGCCUUAGAACUACAAAAAUAUAGUAAAAUACACACCUGAACGAGAAAAAUUGAGUUUAUUUGUGGACCAUGGUUAGGAGCUUUGGACUACAAUUGGGUGGUUUACAAAUAAAUCUUUGCGUUUAACGGAUAUAUCAGUAUGUAACUGAACGUAAAUUUAUUACUCAAACCACCAUACUGAGAAACUUUUACUAUGGACCCCGAAAUCGCGAAUAAAAAUUGACUCUCAACAUCAGGCCAUCAGACCAGCAAAAUGUAUGAAACAGACAAAAAUUUUUUCGCGAUUUCGGGGUUGGUCCCAUAGUAAAAGUUGCUCAGUAUGACUUGAACAUUAACGGGUUUAAGUAAUUACUUCAUGUUCAGUUACUUGCUGUAUAGAAUACGCUUACAAAUUGCCUUAAAUGCCUUUAAUAAAUAUAGCUUUUUGUAUUGUUUUUAAAUAAACUAUUAUUGUUGUUUUCUAUUUUAAGUGAAAUAAAAUGCAUUUAUUGAUUGUUAUUGUUGUUAUAAUUUAAUAAAUAAUGUUCAUAAUAAUACAAAUACUUAUGUUGUGUAAUUCAUUUGUUGAAUAAAUGACAUUUGCUUUGAAAA